Lontra canadensis (Northern American river otter) is the source of this 1926-nucleotide messenger RNA. It is a transcript of the gene ZNF34, whose product is annotated as zinc finger protein 34. Bases 247 to 1890 code for a protein of 547 amino acids. Lineage: Eukaryota; Metazoa; Chordata; Mammalia; Carnivora; Mustelidae. Gene Ontology annotation, biological process: regulation of DNA-templated transcription. Gene Ontology annotation, molecular function: DNA-binding transcription factor activity, RNA polymerase II-specific; RNA polymerase II cis-regulatory region sequence-specific DNA binding. The transcript has 5 exons. The record is from RefSeq and is a predicted model, not a curated record.
UAUUUCUUACCAUCUAUACUUUGAUUUUGUUCUGUACCUUCUGUGAUUUAUUUUUUUAAACUUCUGUUUGUCCUUAACACUUAACAAGUUGACUUUAUUCUUGCAUAUAAAGUGAAUGAGUAUUGCCAUUUUCCUCCUGAAUGAGACUGCUUGGUGUGUCAGAAAGGUUGAGGGGAACAGAUGACCUGAGGAGUUACCCCUGCAGCACCAGUGUGACUCACACUGGGAAGCCCAGGGUACCAGGUGAUGGCGGCUUUGCACCUGUCUGCCCUGCCCCAGGCUGAGAUGACCUUUGAGGACGUGGCCGUGCUAUUCUCCCGGGAGGAGUGGGGUCGUCUGGGCCCUGCUCAGAGGGGCCUCUAUAGGGACGUGAUGCUGGAGACCUACAGGAAUCUGGUCUCCCUGGGAGCUGGGCCUGCAGGUCCCAAGCCUGGGGUGAUCACACAGUUGGAACGAGGGGAUGAGCCGUGGGUCCUGGAUGCACAGGGCGCCGAGGGGAAAGAGCGACUGAGAGUCAGUGUCUCAGGUCCUGGGACCAGGACUGGAUGCAAAGAGUUGUCUUCAGGGGAGAUGCUUGAUGGGGAAGAGUUGGAUCAACUCCAGAAGGCUGUUCCCCAAGGACCUGAUCCUGGAGAGACCCAGGCAUGUGUCUGGGAGCCAGAGGAGAGCCUGGACAAGCUAGUAGAGCAGAGAGGCCUGAGGCCAGUCACACUGGCCAACGAGGAGAACAUCCGGGAGUCUGGGGGAGUCCUCGGGUUUUGGUCAAACCCCUUCUCUGAUCAGAGACCUCACAAAUGUGAUAUAUGUGAACAAAGUUUUGAACAGAGAUCAUACCUCAAUAACCAUAAACGUGUACACAGGUCAAAAAAGACAAAUAUAGUCCAUGAUUCUGGGGAAUUCUUCAGUGCAAAUUUAGUUGUUAGAGACGAUCAGAAAGUUCCUCUUGGGAAAAAAUUGCAUUAUUGUGGUUACUGUGGGAAAGCCUUCAGGUACAGUGCUAACCUUGUCAAACACCAGCGGCUUCAUAGUGAAGAGAAGCCCUACAAGUGUGACGAGUGUGGGAAAGCUUUCAGUCAGAGCUGCGAGUUCAUCAAUCACCGAAGGAUGCACUCUGGGGAGAUCCCCUACCGAUGCGGUGAGUGUGGGAAGACAUUCAACCAGAGGCCCAACCUCAUGAAACAUCAGAGGAUUCACACUGGGGAAAAGCCCUAUAAGUGUGGUGAUUGUGGGAAACACUUCAGCGCUUAUUCUUCCCUUAUUUAUCACCAGAGAAUCCACACUGGAGAGAAACCCUAUAAGUGUAAUGACUGUGGGAAAGCCUUCAGUGACGGCUCGAUCCUUAUCCGACAUCGUCGGACCCACACCGGGGAGAAGCCAUUUGAAUGUAAAGAAUGUGGCAAAGGUUUUACUCAAAGUUCUAACCUUAUCCAACAUCAAAGAAUUCACACUGGGGAGAAACCCUAUAAAUGCAACGAAUGUGAGAAAGCCUUCAUCCAAAAAACCAAACUUGUCGAACAUCAGAGAAGCCACACCGGCGAGAAGCCCUACGAAUGUAAUGACUGUGGCAAAGUGUUCAGCCAGAGCACACACCUUAUCCAGCACCAGAGGAUCCACACAGGAGAGAAGCCGUACAAGUGCAGUGAGUGUGGGAAGGCCUUCCACAACAGUUCCAGACUCAUCCACCACCAAAGGUCGCACCACGGAGAGAAGCCAUACAAAUGCAGUGAUUGCAAGAAGGCCUUUAGCCAGGGUACUUACCUUGUCCAGCACCGGAGGAUCCACACGGGCGAGAAGCCCUACAAGUGCAGCAAGUGUGGGAAGGCCUUCCGGCACAGUUCCAACAUGUGCCAGCACCAGAGGAUCCACCUCCGCGAGGACUUCACACGCUGACUGCGGAGGAGGGCCCAUGAGUUCUGCCGAGCGCGG